Malaya genurostris is the source of this 4963-nucleotide messenger RNA. It is a transcript of the gene Sema2a, whose product is annotated as semaphorin-2A. The record is from RefSeq and is a predicted model, not a curated record. The coding region runs from base 1704 to 3803 and encodes 699 amino acids. Gene Ontology annotation, biological process: neural crest cell migration; negative regulation of axon extension involved in axon guidance; negative chemotaxis. The transcript has 16 exons. Gene Ontology annotation, molecular function: semaphorin receptor binding; chemorepellent activity. NCBI's taxonomy places the organism in Eukaryota, Metazoa, Arthropoda, Insecta, Diptera, Culicidae.
AGGAAGUGGGAUUGUUCAGUGUUGUGUUGUCGUGAUUAGCUGCUAUCUGUUCGAGUUCGGGAGUUUUGUAGCGAUAUAACCGGCAAAACUAACCGUUCCGAUGAGUGUACCACAGUUACAGUUUCAAUAAAUCCAACUAGUGCUUCGAAGGAUCAUUGUUUUCGUUCGGGGAUAUGUGUAAACGUCCGAUGUUUUAGCAUAAUUAGCCCCCUAAGUGCGCUGCCGUCCCUGCUCUCGGAACGAAAGGCUGCUCUCGCCAGGGAAACCGUUCGGCGCUCUCACGCGGUUAGUCUGGUUUUGCUGGUGAUCCAUGAUACUAAUAGCAUCCAACAACAUUGCGUCCGUAUAGUUUUAGAGAUAUUUGCAAUAAAUAGUUCAAUGUGGUGUCCUUGCUACUUUUCGAUCAAGUGUUUGUCCAGUGUGUAGUGCAAUAUAACUAGUUGUAGCUGUAGAAAUUGAUAACAGACGAAAAACAACGAAAAGUUUGAACUCUUUUGUUCAUAGCACAAGUGUCGGUGAAAAAUCGUUGUACUCCGGUUCGGUCUCCUGGAAAGAGCCUCCGGAGGAAACUCUCGCGCCUCACGUUCCACUCGCUCCGCACUCUCGCAACACGCUCGGAACACCGCUAGCAGCUGUGCAGGAGUCAACAAAAACCCGUCUCUUGUACCAGGAAGGAAGGAAGUUUAUGCACAAUAAACCAAAACGGAAAACCGUGCCACUGUACGGCGAAGAGCACACCCCGAGAGUUCUCCAAGUAGAUUUUCAGAGAGAACGAAAAAGACAGAUACACUGAGAAAAGGAGCAAAUAACCACCCGCUCCACAGGGUUCUGGAAGCCUCAGAACCAUCUCAAGUGCUGGUGUGCUCUUAUCAGCGUCUCCAAGGUGUUGGCGAGUGUUCGCACCAGUUCUCUUUCUCUCUUCUACUCUUCCUGCGAGGCAGCGCUCUUGUACUCGCCCACCAUCCCAGCUAGGCCCGCUUCUCGUCGUCCAGAUCCAGUGGCCGUGUCUGCGUGAAAGCCAGACUCGUCCUCCAUUGUUUGAUUGUGUGAAAGUGAAAUAUCAACACAACCUUGCACCCUUUCCCUGCCCCGUAAAAUCGCAAAAGUGAAAAUCUUAUUCUCUCCGAGUCUCGUCGCCGCGUGCGCUAGUGUUAGUGUCAAUAAUCACGAGUUCUUUUGUGUGAAGGCAUUUUCCUGGCUGGCUGGCUGGCUGUUAUUGUUGUUGUUUUCACUGCUACGCGCUGUCUCUGUUAUCGUGUGAUUACGUGCAUUUAUUGAUGUUUGAAGGAAAAAUCUCAGCUGAAAAGAAAAUCAUUACCACCCAUCGCGCCCUCCCCGCGCCAGCCAGUGCGAAGCACCUUUUUUAGUACCCCCGUACCUUACCUGUGCGGGCAGACCCUGUGAAACGGAUUACCGGAAAGUUGUUGUGACAAAAAAAAAUUAAAUAAAAAAGAUCGCGCGCGGUGGCAGAGUGCAAAUCGAAUUUCCAAAAGUGGCCCUGGCUGUGUUCAGUCGCGAAUAAAAGUGGCUACGAAUUAGGCAAAAACCGAGCAUAUAUCAUCGAGCACAGGUGUAUGUAGAAGAAACUCUCGACCCCCGGGAAUCAGUGGAGCAAAUCCAAUUAAGAUUCGAGCAACAAGGCUUCAGUAGUUCAGUUUAGUGUGUAUUUAGAAACUAGUGAACAGAAACAGUUAAUCUAAAUCAUGACUAAAGCUGUUCGCUGCCUGCUGGUUUUCCUUCUGCUAGGACUAGCCAAAGCCAACAAUGAUGCGGUUACUGAAGAACUUUCACCAGAUCAUGUGCGGGAGUUCCAGUGCGGGAAGUUCUACUAUCGAACGUUUUACCUGGACGAGGAACGGGACUCUCUCUACGUGGGAGCGAUGGACCGAGUGUUCAGGUUAAAUCUGAAAAACAUCAGCAUGACAUUAUGUGAGCGAGAUGCAAUCGUACUUGAUCCGUCCAGCUCGGACAUCCGGAACUGUGUGUCCAAAGGCAAAAGCGAGAUGUUCGACUGUAAAAAUCACAUACGAGUAAUUCAGCCGAUGGACAGCGGAAAUCGGUUGUACAUCUGCGGUACCAACGCACAUAACCCGAAGGACGUGGUGAUCUAUUCUAAUCUCACACAUCUACCGCGGUCGGAGUUCGUGCCCGGAAUUGGUCUGGGCAUCGCGAAAUGCCCGUACGACCCACUGGAUAACUCGACCGCCAUCUACGUGCAGCAGGGCAAUCCCGGAGAUUUAGCCGCGCUGUAUUCCGGAACCAAUGCCGAGUUCACCAAAGCCGACACGGUGAUAUUCCGAACCGAUCUGUACAACAUGACGACCGGCAAGAAGGUGUUCAACUUUAAGCGCACCCUGAAAUAUGACUCCAAGUGGCUUGAUAAACCGAACUUCGUGGGCACGUUUGAUAUUGGCGAGUACGUGUACUUCUUUUUCCGAGAAACGGCCGUCGAAUACAUCAAUUGCGGCAAAGCGGUAUACUCUCGGAUCGCACGAGUCUGCAAGAAGGACACCGGCGGCAAAAACAUUCUCAACCAGAACUGGGCUACCUACUUGAAGGCAAGACUCAACUGCAGUAUCUCCGGCGAAUUUCCGUUCUAUUUCAACGAAAUCCAGGAUGUGUAUCAACUGCCAACGGACAGAAGUAAAUUCUACGCUACGUUCACCACCAGCACCAACGGUUUGGUUGGAUCAGCCGUUUGCAGUUUUGACAUUGGGGAGGUGCAUGCUGCCUUUGCAGGCAAAUUCAAGGAGCAAGCAACAUCCAACUCCGCCUGGCUUCCGGUGCUGAAUUCGAAGAUUCCGGAUCCCCGGCCGGGCACGUGCGUCAACGACACAUCCACCCUGCCGGACUCGGUGCUGAACUUCAUCCGCUCCCACCCGCUAAUGGACAAGGCCGUCAACCACGAGCACAACAAUCCGGUCUUCUACAAGCGCGAUCUGGUCUUCACCAAGCUGGUUGUAGACAAAAUCAAAAUUGAUAUCCUAAACCAGGAGUAUACGGUCUACUACAUCGGUACGAACGUGGGUCGCAUCUAUAAAAUUGUUCACUACCUGUCGAACGGAGAGUCCAAGUCCAAACUGUUGGAUAUUUUCGAAAUAGCUCAGAACGAAGCCAUCCAGGUUAUGGAGAUCAGCCAAUCGCGCAAGUCACUGUACGUGGCGACCGAUUAUCGCGUCAAGCAGGUCGAUUUGGCGAUGUGCAAUCGACGUUACGACAGCUGCUAUCGGUGCGUUAAGGAUCCGUACUGCGGCUGGGACAAGGACACAAGCACAUGCAAACCAUACGAGCUGGGAUUGCUGCAGGACGUAGGCAACGAAACGUACGACAUUUGCGAUACCAGCGUGCUGAAGAAGAAAAUCAUCGUUACUUAUGGGCAAAGUGUCCACCUGGGGUGCUUCGUGAAGGUGCCGGAGAUACUGAAGGACCAAUCGGUCACGUGGUAUCACCAUUCGAAGGAGAAGGGACGCUACGAGAUCAAAUACAAUCCGACAAAGUAUAUCGAAACCACGGAACGUGGACUGGUUGUGAUUUCGGUGAACGAAGCCGACGGCGGUCGGUACGAUUGCCAUCUUGGGGGGUCACUUCUCUGUAGCUACAAUAUAACGGUGGAUGCACACAGGUGUACUCCACCGAACAAAAGCAACGACUAUCAGAAAAUCUACUCCGAUUGGUGCCACGAGUUUGAGAAGUACAAAUCGGCGAUGAAGACCUGGGAAAAGAAGCAAGCACAAUGUUCAUCCAAGCAAAACUUCAGCAAUCAGCAUCCCAACGAUGUUUUCCAACGCAAUCCCAACGUCUGAUAUCAAGGACCAAACAUUGACACUUCAACAUCGAAUAGCUUGUCCACUACCUUUGGUAGGGUACUACAAUCAACUAAAUGAACUGUGAUACCCUUAAUGAUCCAAUAAUAAGCAAGGAAAAUAAGAAAAUUGGAAGUAAACAAAUAAAAAAAAAAACAGUAGGAAAACGUUGUACAGUAAGCGAAACAAAAAAAAAUUGCUGGAACAAAUCUCAUCUAUGCUUGGCGAUUCGUGACGAACUUUCGUCCGAACCUGUUAAGGAAAUUUUCGUUAUUAUUUUGUUUGAAAAAUUGUAACAAACAAAGCAAAACAGACAAAAAAUAUUACUAGCCAAAUUCCAACGAGCUUGCGAGAGAUCAUCUUACCCCGGAAUAAAUCAUAGAGGUUGUCACUUUUUUCAUUCUAUCUGGACGUCAGUAGAGCAUCGCGUAGCGUUUUAAGAUUGUAGAACGCCUCUAUUCCUGACCCCGAAUGUAAAUAAUGCACGCUAGACGACUUCCGCACCGCUAGAGAAAGCAGACGUUACUGAACAACGGAGAUUACAUAUAUACCUUUAGUUUAUGUUUUAUUUCACUUUAACUAACAAUUGAAACGUAGCUAAGAGAUAGAUAACAAACUAGCAUUUUAUCAAAGGAAAAGCAAUUCAAUGUAAUGAACCUCAAGAUCCCAGGAGGUCCAGUGAACGAACAAAAAUAACACGUAAGACAAAUCAGUCCGCAAAUACAUAAACAACCUUAUAGCCGAUAUGCCAUAUAGCCCCUGAAUCCCCUAAACUCUGUAUAAGCAGGAACCUUUAGUCGAGUAAAAGAAAAAAAAAACAACAGAAAACAAAAACUAAUAACGCUUUGAUAGUCCAUUUCCCCGGUAGCAUCCACUUCAUCCCACAUGCAUAAACAAACGAAAAAAAAUCUCUUCAACUUAGUAGAACUCACUUCUUCACACAACAUCGAGAUCGAAUGUACGUGUGUGCGAAUAGAGCAAUUUUAUGACAAACGCCGUGAAAAGCGAACAUUGACAGCAAAAACAACAACAACAACAACCAAACAAAACAAAACAAAAAAUUAAAAAUAAAGAAAGGAAGCAAACAAAAAAACCAACAAUAAACAGCAAACCGAUUCAGUGGACGGUGUUUUGGUGCGAACCGAUAUAAUGCAAUACCC